AAGAAUCACAUGCAAUUCGGUUUCAUGCAACAGAAAAGAAAAGCAGAAGCAGCUCUUUUGAGCAUUGAACAAGAUUUUUGGGGGAGUGGGUGUGUAAUGCACGAGAUCUGAAUGUUUUGAGGGAGGAGAUGCAGAGUUUGGUGGGAUAUCCUUGUGCAGGAGCUUCAGCUGGGCUGAGGUCUAAAUGUAAUAAUGGUGUUAAAGCAGGUCCCCGGCUGGUCAGUGGCCAUGGGGGAUGCCCAGCGCAGCAGCAACAGAGAUUUGGUGGGUUGCAGAGGAAGAAGACGCCUUUUGAUCUUCACAGGCGAGUAUGGGGGCCUAAACAGGCCUGGCUUAGCGCUCUCCAAGCUUUGGAACACCCUAAAGAUACCCAAUGGGUUCUUCAGCCCACUGGUGAUGGGAGAAGUGAACACCUAAACACAGAACUGGCUGCUCCUAGUGCAUUCUCUGUGGGAGAUGUGGGCAUUGUACAGGAUGUGACCACCAUUGGACGAGUUGCAGGGAGAGUUGAUGUUGUGAUUCCAAUAGCCACAGUUUCGGGAGUGCAUGCGCGGUUGGAGAGAAUAGAGGGCAAUCUGUUUGUAACGGACCUGGGGAGCACCAAUGGCACAUACAUUGAUAAUAACAGAAUUAAGGCUUGGACGCUUUCUCCUCUCUCUCCUGGGAACCGCCUUACAUUCGGGGAUCAUCAUUUAGCAACAUUUUAUAUCUCACAAUCAACGUAAGAGAUAUCAUUGAACAUUGACAACUUUGGAAUGUGAUGAACACAUAUUACUAAUAAAUAAAAAUUGUUUUGAUCGAAUUUAUGUACAUUUUUCUUAAGAUUAAGAAAAACGUUGAAUAUCAGUAUGAGAGUAAUGUAUAAACGAUACAUGUUGAAUGCAAACUUUUUUUAAAAGAAUAUAUAUUAUAAGCUUUUACUAUA
Molecule: messenger RNA, 925 nt
Organism: Cryptomeria japonica (Japanese cedar)
Lineage: Eukaryota; Viridiplantae; Streptophyta; Pinopsida; Cupressales; Cupressaceae
Exons: 5
Coding region: 129-725 (198 amino acids)
Molecular function (GO): protein binding; mRNA binding
Source: RefSeq, a predicted model, not a curated record